Bicyclus anynana (squinting bush brown) is the source of this 947-nucleotide messenger RNA. RefSeq lists its product as uncharacterized. The transcript is spliced from 4 exons. The record is from RefSeq and is a predicted model, not a curated record. Bases 136 to 885 code for a protein of 249 amino acids. NCBI's taxonomy places the organism in Eukaryota, Metazoa, Arthropoda, Insecta, Lepidoptera, Nymphalidae. Gene Ontology annotation, molecular function: serine-type endopeptidase inhibitor activity; protein binding.
GAUCCUGUGUGGAAGCUGAGCAGUGUUGUAUUGUAUCUGUGACGUUAAGGUGGCGUCUUAAAAAUCUCUCAUUUUUUAUUAUUAAAAAAAAAUAAUUUUCAUUUAUUUAAUUAAAGUGAAGAAUACAAUUAAAACAUGCAGAAGUGGUUCUUGUUUUUGCUAUUAGCCAUCUUAAGCUAUGAGGCUAUUGGCUAUAGAAACAAACGUCAAGCAGAAAGUGAGGAUUCGAUAUCAGGAGAAGAAGAUUUAGAAGAUAGAUACGGCUGGAAUAGACCUAAUAGGCCACACCGACACAGAAGACCUAACUUCUGGUUCCCAGGACAAGAUCAGGGUCAAUUCCCAUGGGGACAAGGUCAAUUCCCUGGAGGACAAAAUCAAUUCCCAGGUGGUCAGGGUCAGUUCCCAGGAGGACAGAAUCAAUUCCCAGGAGGACAAGGCCAAUUCCCUGGAGGCCAGGGUCAGUUCCCAGGAGGACAGAAUCAAUUCCCAGGCGGACAAGGUCUAUUCCCAGGAGGACAAGGUCUAUUCCCCGGAGGACAGAAUCAAUUCCCAGGAGGACAGGGUCAGUUCCCAGGAGGUCAGGGUCAGUUUCCAGGAGGACAGGGACAGCAACCAGGCCAGGGACAACAACCAGGACAGGGACAACAACCGGGACAACAACCAGGACAAAUUACAACGCCAUCUUCUAAUGGUGCCACAACUCAGUCCCCCACGGUUCGCGCGUGUAUAGCAAGCUGCCCGGUCACGGCCGAGUACAACCCUGUCUGCGGCUCCAACGGCGUUACCUAUGACAACCCUGGACGUUUGAGCUGUGCUCAAGUCUGCGGACUCGGUGUCACUUUGCUAAGAUCAUCGCGUUGUCCCGCCGCGACUCAGACCAAUUAAACUAAUUCUUCAUGUGUUUCUCAUGUGAGCAAUAAAAAAAUAAUAAAACUAUAUUUUUACUA